Messenger RNA from Lolium rigidum, 3644 nucleotides. Its product is annotated as death-inducer obliterator 1-like. NCBI's taxonomy places the organism in Eukaryota, Viridiplantae, Streptophyta, Magnoliopsida, Poales, Poaceae. Gene Ontology annotation, biological process: DNA-templated transcription. The record is from RefSeq and is a predicted model, not a curated record. Gene Ontology annotation, cellular component: nucleus. The transcript is spliced from 4 exons. Bases 40 to 3360 code for a protein of 1106 amino acids.
GUAUAGGUACACCCUGGACCUUCGAUAAAAGGCUGCACAAUGGAGCUAUCAAAGCAAGGCCAGGAACCCAUGCCUGCUAGCAUGGGGUCGCAAGCACUCCCCUCUUCAAACAUCCAGUCUACUCAGCCUGGGUACCCCGCUGUUUUCUACCCACCCCUUUCUGCUGGCUGGAAUCCGCAGCCAAUGUUCCCGACGGGGGCUUCUGUGCCAGUCAGUUCGUACUAUAUUAUGCCUAUGAGCCAGCAAGCUGUCCAAGCUGGCGCUUCCAGGCCCGAGGCCUCGCAUCCUUUGGGGGCGCAAGUGCAGUCUAUGAGCAGAGUGUCACUGAGGCCGCCUCAGCAGGUGCUGAAUGUUCAGACAUCUCUGCCGGUGAUGAUGGGGUCGCAGCUCUCGCCAUCUGUUGCGGGAAAGAAACUUCUGCAGACUGCUGCUUCUCCAAAGGUUCAGAUGAUGAAAUCUGCAUUGUCUGCCAAGCGCCCUGCGCAGAAGGAGCUGUCACCAAAGGUUCAGCCUCAGCCUCAGCCUCAGCAGUUUGAAUCUGUGAGAUCGAAGUUCAGGGAGUCGCUUUCUGCUGCAUUGAUGACGGAUUCUGACCAGCAGGAUAAGAAACAAGCUGCUGAAAACCUGCAGCCUGAUGGUUCAGCGGACCAAAAGAAGAAGGUGGAGGGAGAUGAAGUGCAGGACCUAGUGUCGAUCACGUCCAAAGAUGCAAGUACAACCAAUUCAGAGGCAGGCAAUGCUGAUGGUGAGAAAGAUGAGAUUGAGAAGUUGGCCAGUGGCUUAGUGUCGGACGUGAUCACAAUUACAGAUGAUGAUAUGCAGCAACAACUAAAUCAUCUUUCUUCAGAAGAUGAAGCAUUAGGUCAAAGUAUGGUUGUCGCAGAUGAACUCUUGCAAGGUCAUGGCCUUUCUUGGGUUUCUGAUUUCGACAUUGGGAUCUCUGAGCCUAUGGCACAACCUAAUUUAAAAAGGGACAGAACUUGUGAUGUCGAGUCUGGGGUCACAGAGUCUUUGACGGAGUCUGAAUCAAAAAGAAUGAAGUCGGCUGAUGAGGCAGCAGCAGAUAAGGGUAGCAUUAUCCAGAAGGCUGAAAGAUUGGCAUUUAGAAUCGAAGAGGAGCUCUUCAAACUGUUUGGUGGAGUGAACAAAAAGUACAAGGAGAGAGGUAGAUCUCUUCUGUUUAAUCUAAAAGACAAAGGCAACCCUGAGUUAAGGUUGAGGGUCAUAUCUGGAGAUAUUCCACCUGAACGCCUUUGUUCAAUGACUGCGGAGGAACUUGCUUCCAAAGAGCUCUCAGAGUGGCGGUUGGCUAAAGCUGAAGAACAUGAAAAAAUGGUUGUCCUUCCUAACACUGAGGUUGAUAUAAAACGUUUAGUGAGGAAAACACACAAAGGAGAGUUCCAAGUUGAAAUAGAAGAACCAGAUGGUAUUUCAGUGGAGGUUGAGCUUGGAGGUAAUGUUCUAUCUCAUGUUCCAUCAAAACCUGUCGAAGAUGAGUCAAAAACUAAUGAUGAAACAAGUAUGGAUGAUAAAGCUGGUGUAGAAGGUAAGGACAGGGGUUCUGAUGGCAUGUCACAAGAUGAGGAUGGUGGGUCAGGUGACAACGAUUCAUCAGGCAAUGUCGACUAUAUUGAAAAUGAGAAAGCAGAUCUUAUUGAUGAACUUAUGGUGGAUGACUUAAAAGACGCAGAGAAUCUUCCACCGAUUCCUUCGUUAGAUGAGUUCAUGCUGGGCUUAGAUUCCGAGCCACCAUUCGAAAAUUUAUCAGUUGGGACACCACAAAAAGAUCUCAGUGAUUCUGAUGAACCUAGUUCCACUUUGCAAUCUGAGAAACUUCCUGAGACAGAAGAUAAGCUCCCUGCAGAAAAGAAAACUGAAUCUGAAUCUGAUGGGCCAUCUUUACAGGUUAAAUCUGAGUCCAAGUCAGAAUCACCCAAACAUGAGGUUGGCUCAAAUUUGGUUCCUGAUGUGCCACCCAAUGGACAGCUAAUCAAAUCCUCUCCUGAUAGAGUUGAAUCCAAAGAACCAGCUGCUGCUAAUAUCUCGAAUCCUGUUUCGACUAAGAACCAUGUGACAACUACUGUUCCUAUGAUUCGUGAGAGUAUAUGGGAGGGUGCAAUUCAACUGACUCUAUCGUCACUCACCAAUGUUGUUGCCAUUUUCAAAAGUGGUGAAAAGCCAUCUGGGAAAGAAUGGCGUAGCUUGAUUGAGAUCAAGGGGAGAGUUAAACUUAGUGCUUUUCAGGAAUUUCUCGAACAACUUCCCAAAUCUAGGAGCCGUGCUAUAAUGGUAACCGAGCUGUUGUGGAAGGAGGGUUCUCUGGAGAGUGGUCGCCAACAUCUUUCACAGACAAUUGAUUCAUAUAUUGCAGAUGAGAGGGUGGGAUUAGCUGAGCCUGCAGAUGGACUAGAGCUGUACCUGUGCCCUCCACAAGGAAAAACCGUGGAGAUUCUCUCCCGGCACUUGCCAAAGGAGCACUUGGAUGGUCUUGCUGUGGCAGCAACUUCGAUCAUCGGAAUCGUUGUCUGGCGGAGGCCCAACGUUCCCAGGAUCCCUUCCCACCAAAGGCAUGAGGGUUCCAAGAGGCAGUCAAUCCUUGGUACUCCACAGGUUACUGGUUCUACUUCGGUCCGUCGGUCCUCCGCGCUCCAGAACUCCUACGGUGCACCACCAGGUUUCCCCAAUCAGCGCCACAAGCCCGAGCCCGAAGAGGAUGUAACUGAUGAUGUUCCCCCGGGCUUUGGACCUGGUGUUGUUGCCCGCAGGGACGAAGACGAUCUCCCCGAAUUUAAUUUUGUUAACUCGUCAAACCCCGCUGCUAAUGUAACAACACAUGCCUUCAAGGGCCGACAGCAUGUACCUGCUCGUCCAGUAGAGCAUAUCAGGGAGUUGGUUCAGAAGUAUGGUAAAAGAUCGUCUAUUGAAUCGCGUCGCUGGGAUGACGACGAUGACGAUGAUAUACCAGAAUGGAACCCUAUCCAGCAAAGUAGACUCACCCAAACGCAGCAACCACUUCCUCCACCACCACCGCUGCCACCCAUACAGCAAAUCCAUCCCUACCAGCAACAGCAGUACAACCACCCAAAUGCAAUGCAGCCUCUUCAGCAGCAAGUGCCCAGCAAUAACCCCCUCCUUUCCCAGGCUUACCUCCAGCAACUUCAGCAGCAGCAGCUUCAGCCUUCGCAAACUUGGCAGCAGCAGCCGAAUGCCUGGUGGCCGGCGCAGGCGCAGGGUGUCGCCGCCGGCUCCCCUGCUCCAGUACCCCAGUAUGUUGUAACAGUGCCUAACAGUAACAGCGCCCAAGGUGCCCAGGGUUACAGCGCUGCAAAUUUAGGUGGCAUGCCCUGGAGACCGAGAUAGAAAGAAACUUGUAACAGUUGUUAGUUCUCUUGAUUCCUUUGUAGCUCUGCCCAGGUUCCGUUGUAGCGUUGGUUUCUUUUCCCUUUUUAGCUCACAGGUUCAUGUAAGUAUCAGUCAAUCGUGUACAUUCCUGUGCACGAGGAUGUAAAAGAAGGAUAAAUUAGAUGGCUGUGGGUUUUAUUCCGUCCAAUAAACAUAGGAUCUACCGUGAACAAUUUGGAGCUGCCGAAAAAUUACCAAUAAUAUUCGGACGUGGAUAAAAUAAAUAUUGGAACAUUUGUAAA